Magallana angulata is the source of this 2250-nucleotide messenger RNA. RefSeq names its product PSME3-interacting protein-like. The record is from RefSeq and is a predicted model, not a curated record. The coding region runs from base 123 to 839 and encodes 238 amino acids. The transcript has 7 exons. Gene Ontology annotation, cellular component: nucleus. Lineage: Eukaryota; Metazoa; Mollusca; Bivalvia; Ostreida; Ostreidae.
GAAAAUGUUUUAGCAGGAGAAAGAACAAGAGAAACUGUCAUAAUUUAAGUUAACGUUGAUCUUACAUCAUAAGAGAAAAGCCUCAACUACAAACUAUCGUUCUUGGCCCUGUAAUUUUCAAGAUGACUUCCUCGGACCUGUCAAUGAGGUUCGUUACCCAGGAUACCCUGGAUGAGAAGAGGAAGCGAAGACAGGAGGAGUGGGAGAAGAAGAGGCAACCGGAGGAUCCUAUAGAAUGUCCCGAGGAAGUAGUUGACAACAGAUCCCUUUAUGAGCGCCUACAGGAGCAAAAGGAUAAGAAGGAGCAGGAAUAUCAGGACCAGUUUGCACUGAAAAACAGUGUGAAAGGAUUACAGGAAGAGGAAGUAGCAUUCUUGGACCAUGUAUCAGAUCAACAGAUAGCCAUAGAGAAAGCUCGAAACAAUGAAGAGGCCCGGGUAAUCAGAGAACUUAGAGAAGCAAAUGUCUACAAGAUAGAGAACACCAAACAGAAAGAAGACAAGAAACCAGUGAAACAACAGAUUGGUGCCUCACAGAACAAGAAGUCACAGCAGGCAUUACUAGCCGGGGUCGUCAAGAGGAAAAGUGCUGACUCAAGUGAUGACAGCAAAAAGAGAAAACUUUCCACAGAAGAAUCUUUAGCCCAGCAGACUACAACAGCUAAACCACAGGGUCUUCAGACAGCAACAGGCCUACAGACUGCGACAGUGAUAGGCAUUUUGCCAGGACUCGGUGCCUACAACAAUGACACUAGUGACUCAGAGAGCUCCAGCAGUGAUUCAGAGGUGGACAUUAGGCUUGCUCCAGCCAAAAUCUAUGUCAAGGUGGAACAGGAGUGAUGCAUUCUGGGAUACCCGUUGACUACCUCAGUCUGUGAUCAUAUUAAAAAUAUCAAUAAAACUAUGGCAUUGUGCCUUAGAUGUAAGAGUUUCACAAUGUUGAGAUAAAAAUGCAUCAUUUGAUACCUCAUGGUGUGGGUUUGAGACUGAGAGAUACAAAGAAAGCUGGAUGGUCAUGGAAAUAUUUAGACUAUAUGAACCUCCUAAUGAAGAAGAGCUUUUUUUUCCUCUUUUUUUUGGACGAGCUUUGUUUUAAGAUAUAGGAUAUAUUCUAAGCUAAAGUAUUAGGAAUUUUUUCCUUACCUAAUACUGGAAAUAAUUUUUGGCUAAAACAAAUCACCCCUAAAAUUUUUAGACAGAUGUGAUUGGUAAAUUGUUGACCAUUCAGCCACCUAAAAUGAUACACCUUAUGAUUCAGAGCAAUGUUUCCAUGGUCAUUCUUAAUAAUUCUACCUUCAGAGCUAUUUUGUCUUGGCAAAAUGUUGGCUUAAUAUUGAAAUGUUUCUUGGAAUAUUGAAUUAUGCAAUAUGUUCAUCAACCAUUACUUAUUCAUUGACUUCAGCUGGGGAACUGUGUCGAGAAAUAGAGUGAUAUGCAUGAAUGAUAGAUGAAACCAAUCAAUGCCAUGAUUAGCAAGAGCAGUAAGAUGUUUUAAACAUGAAAAAUUGUAAUUAUUAAUAUUUAUAAUUAAUAAGGUGUAUUCAUUACAAGAUUUUAUGGUAUGUUGGGGAAUGAAUUUAAAAUUAACAAGAAUCUUAAUGGCAAUAAAUCUUUUUUAUUUUGCAUGUUUUUACAUUUGUGAUGUGUUAAUUUUACAGUGCAUUAGUUUAAUUGUCUUCCAGCCAUGCAAAUAAAACAAAACCCAAAAUUUAUAGUUCAACAUAUCUUCAAAAUCUACAUGACUUUGUAUAUACAUCAUUUGUUUAUGUUUAGUUUAGACAGUAUGAGAACUGUUUCCAAUGAUUUAAUGUGGGCACAAACUUAUGACAAAUAGAUAGAUACCAAAAAAUAAAAUGAUCUUUGAUCCCUUCCCCAUACACUUAAAAUGGUAUAUUCUCCCCUAGUCUCUGAAAAUAUGACAUAUAAUAGUAUCUUGCAAAACAUUAUGGUAUUUAAAUUACGUGUGCUUUAGUCUAGCCAGGACUUUGAUUAUGAAGAAAAAUGUUUAAAUAUUAAAUUUACAAAAAAUAGUGCAAAUAAGGGAAAAUAAACAAUAAACAACAAUGACUUGUUCACUGUGAUAUGACUUGUUCACUGUGAUAUGAUGCGGUAUUUUGAAGAAUUUUUAAUUUGUUCAAAUCCUGGCUAUCUUAGCAUCGUAAAUGCGUAAUAGUGACUGUAUUUUGUUAUCUUUGUAAAUGUAAAACUGAUAAAAUUCUUGGCGUAGGAAUAAGAUUCUUUGUAAAUGUCA